Molecule: messenger RNA, 522 nt
Organism: Hibiscus syriacus
Lineage: Eukaryota; Viridiplantae; Streptophyta; Magnoliopsida; Malvales; Malvaceae
Product: NAC domain-containing protein 7-like
Exons: 2
Coding region: 64-522 (152 amino acids)
Biological process (GO): regulation of DNA-templated transcription
Molecular function (GO): DNA binding
Source: RefSeq, a predicted model, not a curated record
ACUUUUCUUGCUGAUAAUGCGACAUUUUAAUGCAGGUUUUGAUUGAUCUUUCUUUGGAAGAAUAUGAAUACCUUUUCAAACGUUCCUCCAGGCUUUAGGUUUCAUCCCACGGAUGAAGAACUGGUUGACUAUUAUCUCAGAAAAAAAGUUGCUUCAAAAAGGAUAGAUCUGGAUGUCAUCAAAGAUGUUGAUCUUUAUAAAAUUGAACCAUGGGAUCUGCAAGAAUUGUGCAGAAUCGGAACUGAGGAACAAAACGAAUGGUACUUCUUUAGCCACAAAGAUAAGAAAUAUCCAACAGGUACUCGCACUAAUAGAGCAACAAAAGCAGGGUUUUGGAAAGCUACGGGAAGAGAUAAGGCUAUUUACUGCAGACAUUGCCUUAUUGGUAUGAGAAAAACCCUAGUCUUCUACAAAGGACGAGCACCCAGUGGACAAAAAUCCGAUUGGAUCAUACACGAGUAUCGACUCGAAACUAAUGAAAAUGGUUCUCCUCACGUAAGUAUAUCUAUGUAUAUAAUAUAA